CUCCAACAUAUACAAUGUAUAUCAAUUGCUAGUUUUGAGUAUUACUGAAUACAACUCUAUCCAUCUUUUUUGAAAUAUUUUCAAAAUAAAAAGGAUGAUUAUACAGACUAGGCAUUAUUGUGUCACUGAGAAGUCACAGAUCCAACACAACCUUGUGAUAUGUGGUUUUCAAAAAGCUAAGAUGCUGAUUGAGUGGGAUGGGACACUUGGCACCCUAGCUGAUAUACAAAUUUAACUGAUCCUCUAAACCCAUAGACGUACAGAUGAAAAUGAAAAUUUCAUCUCUGCAUGAUUUUAUGCAAUACAGACGUGUAUAAUAACCCAGAAUGUUGAAUCUGUCCAUUUGGACAUUGCGAUUUUCAGUGGGAGUGAAAUCACUCAGUCAAUUGACUUCUCUCCCAGUGAAGUGAAAUCCUGGAAUUUCCUUACCUGGAUAUUUGAGCAUGCAUCAAGACUUGUAUAAUACAACAUUUUAAUUAUUAUUAAUUGUUAUCAUUAUUGAUCAUUCAUUAUUUACUUUUCUAGCGUUAAAAAUUAUAUUUAAAAAACUCUUCCUAGUUGUUUGAAAGCUGGAAAAAGAAAUACCUUAAGGCUUUCUUGCAGUAUAUAUUUAAUAAGCUGCUUAAAUUAUUUGAUAAAAAUGAUUUGAUGAGUUGUACCUAUUUGCUGUUCGAAAUUGUUCAGUUAAAAAAAAAGGGAAAAAUCCCCGGAUGAACCAUAGCGGAAGUCUCCGUCAAGAAGGCUUAGAAGAAUGUUAGCUAUGAAUGUUUUCCGGAGUAUCCCCGGUGUUUUACGGUAUUAACAGAAUCAGUCUUUGUUCUUCAGUUACUGCGUGCUAGAGAGCACAACACAGUGGGAGUGACUGUUGUGGACGAACUACAUAUGUAGCAUUUUAGGGCAUUUCCCCGCCUCUGAAGGGCGGCUCGAAUGUCUCGAGGUAAAUACCACCGCAGCUGUCAGGAGGGCAAUGUAACAUUGGGACCUCAUCUCUAGCUGCACUUCCGCGUUGUCGGCUACAAAUGGGUCAACACCAACGACGUUAGAAAAGACUUGUUUUUAGAGAAGACAGCGAGGGGUAUAGCAGUACCAGGCUACUUUACAGCCCUUGGUUCGUCGCAAGGCAUGAAGAGGAAAACGAAAGUCAUGGGUGCAAGUCACAGCUAUGGUUCUGCGAGUUCAAGGUCUGGCACAAGAGGCGUUGUAGCACAGCAGGCAACCUCGUCCUCGGCUCAAGAGUUCUUCCCUGUUCCUCUGGAGAUCCUGGAGGAAAUCUUCCUACAUGUUCCGGCCAACCAGGUGGUUCUUGUUUGUCGGUUGGUGUGCCCACUGUGGAAACAAGUGGCUGACAGUGAAUCUUUAUGGAGAGUAAGAUGUAGAAGAGAAGGAUACAACCUUCGUGAUUCUUCCAAAACACCUGAAGACUGGAGGUUAUUUUACUUCUUAUGCAAGAAAAGAAGAAAUCUUCUCAAGAAUCCAAGAGGAGAAGAAAACAUGACAGGUUGGACGAUAAAGAAUGGUGGUGAUGGGUGGAACCUAGAGGACGUUAUGGUGCCACAUCCAAAUGAAGUAGUCAAGAAAAACUUUGUGACCUCUUAUGGAAUGUGCACAAAGGAGCAGGUAAUUGAUUUGGAGAAGGAAGGCUACAGCGCAGCCUUUAUGGAUAACCUCAAACCAGACAUCAAAAUAUCUGAUUGGUAUGCACCACGAUGGGAUUGUGGGUGUGAAUAUUCAAUCUCUGUUGCAUUGCUGGAUGCAAAGCAGAAGGUUAUCCAGUCCUUUACUCCCCCAAAGGUUUUCUUUGAUCAGUGGAAUGAUCAGGAGUGGAAUCAGACGAUCCAUGUAUUCCGGGACUAUGGACGAGGAGUGAGAUACAUUCAUUUUUGGCAUGGUGGCAAGGACACACAGUUCUGGGCUGGAUGGUAUGGAAUACGUGUCACAGACAGCAGCGUUGAAAUAUGUCCAGCAGUGGACACAUAGCUUGUUGGAAUUUGUCCAGUUCUUCCAUCCUGUGUUUGCCUGCAAUUGCACAUUAUCUUCUUACAUCUUACUGACCAUCUAUUCAUGUUUCCAGAGCUAUAAUCUCUGUAUGUGCACAAGUUUUCCAGUGAAAAGCAAUUUUCUUUAAUGUUUCACACAGAACACCUUAAAUAAACAAAAACGUGUUCACUUGCUUUUUGUGAUUGUCAUUGUGAUGUCAAUACUGAAGAUUACUGAGUAUUGUUUAAUUUGGCAGGCUAAGUACUAUUUCAUGUACAAAUACAUGUAAAAGUUUACCCAAAUUCAAAAUAAAAGGAUCACUACUUUGUAGCUGGAUUUCAGAUUUUCAUGAGUCCAUCCAUCUAUCCAUCCAUCCAUCCAUCCAUCCAUCCAUCCAUCCAUCCAUCCAUCCAUCCAUCCAUCCAUCCAUCCAUCCAUCCAUCCAUCCAUCCAUCCAUCCAUCCAUCCAUCCAUCCAUCCAUCCAUCCAUCCAUCCAUCCUCUUCGACUUAUACUUUUCAGGUUUGUGGAGGGCUGGAGCCUAUCCUAGCUGUCUUAGUGUGAGAGGCAGAGUAGACCCUAGACAGGUUGUAAGUCUUUUGCAGGGCUAACACAGAGACAGACAACCAUUCGCUCUCACAUUCACUUAAGGGCAAUUUAGAGUUACCAAUUAACCUAAUUCUACUGCUUUUCAUGAUCCAUAAUUAUCAACAUUAAAACAAAAAAUGUUUGGAAAAAUUUACUUUGUGUAAUGAUUUGUAAGAUGCAAUUGUAUAAUUUGCAUAAAUUAAACUUUUCAUGUUCUCCUUUAAAUUUGUUAAAUUUUAAUCUGGAAAAUUUCAGGUAUUUUUGAGAACAGCUACUGAUUCAGACAUAAGAACCCCUUCAGUUUCAUUGAACUGGAUGUAUAAGAUCUUGUCAGAAGCCAGUUAUUUCUGUUGAGAGAUUGAUUUGUUUAGAUGUCUGCUAGUUUAACUGUGAUUAUUGGAGAUAAAACCUGUCCUAGUUUUGAGGUUUUUGUCAAAUAAUAAGCAAGUAUGAUUUAUAUUUGUAUUCUGCUGUUGAUAUGGAAUGAAUGAGUAUUCAGUGAUUGGCCUUGACUUGUUUGUCUGGAAGCCAGCAUGUGACUUAAUCCAUAUUUGCCUUACACAUACUUGCCUUUACUUUCCAUUUUGUAGUGUGAGAACUGGAUGUAAGCUUAAAUGUUAACACAUGCUUCAGAGGGAAAGCUAAAAGCCAUAUACUGUAUAGGACUGUGUGAAAUUUAAAAAACAAAAAUUAAAGUGCAUUGUUGUGCUUUGCGGUUA
This is a messenger RNA of Oreochromis aureus, 3283 nucleotides long. Its product is annotated as F-box only protein 6-like. Lineage: Eukaryota; Metazoa; Chordata; Actinopteri; Cichliformes; Cichlidae. The record is from RefSeq and is a predicted model, not a curated record. Gene Ontology annotation, cellular component: SCF ubiquitin ligase complex; cytoplasm. Bases 1123 to 1977 code for a protein of 284 amino acids. Gene Ontology annotation, biological process: SCF-dependent proteasomal ubiquitin-dependent protein catabolic process; glycoprotein catabolic process. The transcript has 7 exons. Gene Ontology annotation, molecular function: ubiquitin protein ligase activity; protein binding.